AUGGACAAUUUUGAGAUUUAAAAAAAUCGUAUUGAUGAAAGUGAAUAAUAAUUAAAAGUUGGUUUUUAAUAAAAUCAAUAAAAAAGUAAAGUGAGGACUUCAUAAUUGGAUUUAUUAAGAAAAAUGUUAGAUAUUGAUGCAAGUAAGUUUUUUAUAAUAUGAGAUAAAAGAUUGACAAUAAAAGAAGCAACUAAACAUCAUUGGUUUGUGAAUGUAAAAAGUAAAAUUAAAUCUUUAAAAGUGGAAAGAAAAAGAAAAAAACCACUAUCAAGUUUAAGAACUAUUAUUGAAUUAAGAGAAAUGAGUGAAAUGGAUGUAAUAAUGACAAUUAUUUAACAAUAAUAAAGUGGAUUGAAUGCAUUAAAUAAUAUGAAUUCUAAAUUAUAAUUAACUACAUCCAAUACAAAAAGAACAUUAAUUUAUACCUAAUAACCUUCUAAACUCAGUUAAGAUAUGGUUAAAAAUGAAUUGAUGAUGAUUAUGAAAGUAAAAAUAUCCAUUUUUAACAUUUAAUUCCUGGUGAAGAAUUAUAAUUGA
This is a messenger RNA of Paramecium primaurelia, 537 nucleotides long. The record is from the annotation of a GenBank genome assembly. NCBI's taxonomy places the organism in Eukaryota, Ciliophora, Oligohymenophorea, Peniculida, Parameciidae.